AUGAGCCCAGGAUCGUCAGGGACGACGAAGGCUAGUCUGAAGGAAGAGGCUCCUCUAGCGACUCCGGUGAAAUUGACGUUGCCUACGCUAUCGGGUGAGAGCUGUUGGUCUAGAACGAAGGGCGUGACCGAUGGAGGGGUUGGAGGUGGCUCUUUACAAGCUGAGGACGAUGGUCCCGGCUCGCAGUCUAUUCCAGCGGCUCUGCCUCGUAGGGGAGAUGAGGGUAUGUGGUUUCGUGUGAAGGGUAGGGAAGGGGCACGUUCCUGCAUGUGGAGUGUUCUAGGGAGGCGAACGAGUUAUCAGAUGAGGAUCAUCCGGCGGCGUCUCGAGAAGGCAGUAUUGAAGCCUCGCGGCGGCGGGCAGGAGGCGAUUCCGGAGGCGACGGAGCAUCAGCGAUGCGGAUCUCACGUACACAGCGUACUUGGCAGAGCUGGCCAUGGAGCGGAAAGAGAGCGUCUCGAUUGUCAUCGUGAGAUAGCUCAGUUGAAGUCAGUGUCGGCGUCGCCUCAACGUCAACAGUAUCUGAGUCGAUCGUGGCUCUCCAUGAACGCCCCACCUCCGGGCAUCGGCCAUCGGAGGACAGGAAUCGCCGCUGGUGCAAUGGGAAUGAACGGGAUUACCUUUUUCUUCUGGGAAGGGCACGGUUAUACUACUCACGUCUUAGGAGUGUACAUGACGGCAUUAUCCGUCAUCAUUACAACAGCUGAGUUCUUACCAUUUGCCGUGGACACCUUGAUACCCUGGAUGCCGUUCCUCAAGCACUACGGUUCACGUGCGGUAGUUUACCUAUUGGCAGCUUUCCUAUGCAUGGGAGAGGAGAUGGGCUUUACAAGUCGAUGCGCUGGGGUCCUGAUGUUCAUGGGCUCGGCGGCUUCGUUCGCCUUCCAUCGGUUCUACCCUGGUGCGAUGGAGCACGCUCUUCGGCCGGGAAGAGUGGUAGGGUUAGAUGGGAGCACAGAUGAUGGUGUGGCCAUGGGCCUCAUAGGCGAAAACCCAUGCGCGUGA
Messenger RNA from Perkinsus marinus ATCC 50983, 1005 nucleotides. RefSeq lists its product as hypothetical. The transcript is spliced from 12 exons. Lineage: Eukaryota; Perkinsozoa; Perkinsida; Perkinsidae. The coding region runs from base 1 to 1005 and encodes 334 amino acids. The record is from RefSeq and is a predicted model, not a curated record.